Drosophila willistoni is the source of this 1296-nucleotide messenger RNA. It is a transcript of the gene Or85a, whose product is annotated as odorant receptor 85a. The transcript has 3 exons. Gene Ontology annotation, cellular component: plasma membrane. Gene Ontology annotation, molecular function: odorant binding; olfactory receptor activity. NCBI's taxonomy places the organism in Eukaryota, Metazoa, Arthropoda, Insecta, Diptera, Drosophilidae. The coding region runs from base 18 to 1217 and encodes 399 amino acids. Gene Ontology annotation, biological process: detection of chemical stimulus involved in sensory perception of smell; sensory perception of smell. The record is from RefSeq and is a predicted model, not a curated record.
GGAAAAGCGCCCUCAAGAUGAUGUUUCAGUAUUUGAGGCCACCAUCAUUUGGCAAUCUGAUGAAUUCUCGGGAUUGCUUUUACUAUUUGGAUUUGAGUAAGAAAGCAUUUGGCCUUUUACCGCCAAAGCCUGGUAGUAGUCGUUAUUGGUGGUUGUAUUAUAUGUGGACUGGUCUAAUAGCUGUGACGGCCAUUGUCUAUGCACCGACUGUAUUUUUCAUUACCUACCACCGGGCCUUAAAGACUCUAACGGCCACUGAUUUAUUUGCCUCACUGCAAGCGCCUAUCAAGUCCUUUUCGUCCUCAACGAAGGCCAUCAUUGUGUUUAUAAACUACAACAGAUUUGUUAAAAUCAACGAGUUACUCGAUCGUAUGGAUCGACGUAUUGAAAAGCAUGAAGAUCGUGUCCUUAUACAUCGCACUGCUGUGCGCAGCAACUAUGUGGAUAUAUUUUUCCAUUUCCUCUACUUUGGCUACCUAUUCCAAUGUGCUCUCAAUGCUUUGCUCCUGGGCAAGACACCGUAUCGUCUCUACAAUCCAGUCUUUGGCACAGAAACAUUUACGUUCAGCUUUUACAUGGCCACUUUGGUGGAAUUGUUCAUUGUGGGCAUUGCCCUCUCUAUGAAUCUAAUUACCGAUGUUUAUCCCAUUGUUUUUGGUCUAAUUAUGCGCUCGCACAUAGAGCUAUUGAGAAGGCGCAUCGAGGAGUUGCGUUCGGAUGUCGAUAAGAGUGAGGAGAAGAACUAUAACGAGCUAGUCGACUGCAUUAAGGAUCACAAACUAAUUAUGAACUACUGCGAUAUUAUGCGUCCAGUUAUCACAAAGACUUUGUUCAUGCAAAUGCUGAUGGUUGGCCUUCUACUGGGUCUAUCGAUUGUCUAUGUGUUCUUCUUUGCCGAUUUGUGGACAGCCAUUGCCACUAUUAAUCUAUUCAUUGCCUAUGUCUUUGAGUCUUUCCCUUUUUGCUACAUAUGCAAUCAGUUGGAAAAUGACGCCAGUACAUUGAGCCAAGCUAUAUUUCAGUCGAAUUGGAUCGAUGCUAGUCCACGUUAUAAGUCGACACUGAUUUAUUUCAUGCAUCAUGUGCAAAAACCAAUUGAAUUCAAUGCUGGUGGCAUCUUUUCAUUGAAUGUCAAUACAAACGUUCGGAUGGCCAAACUUGCUUUUUCAGUCGUCACAAUUGUCGAUCAGAUGAAUCUAGCCGACAAAAUGUCUUAAAAUGAUUUUAGCGAGAAUCAAAAGAAUAUAAAUUUCCUUUUCUAAUAUAGAACAUAGCUUUUGUUUUGGCAAUUGCAUA